Molecule: messenger RNA, 639 nt
Organism: Micropterus salmoides (largemouth bass)
Lineage: Eukaryota; Metazoa; Chordata; Actinopteri; Centrarchiformes; Centrarchidae
Product: baculoviral IAP repeat-containing protein 5.1-A-like
Exons: 4
Coding region: 61-507 (148 amino acids)
Source: RefSeq, a predicted model, not a curated record
AAUUGGUUGAUCCUGUGAUGUUGAUUUGACAUUGGUUGAUCCUGUUUUCCUGCUGAAGACAUGGCCAGCAUAGCUGUACUGACAACCAGGUUUCACUCAUAUGACACAAUGUACAGUCAGGACUUACGCGAACAAAGCUUUGCAGACUGGCCAUUUAGAGAGGAAUGUAAUUGCACACCUGAAAAGAUGGCUAAGGCUGGGUUUGUCCACUGCCCCAGUGAGAAUGAGCCUGAUGUUGUCUGCUGUUUUUUCUGUCUGAUCGAGCUUGAGGGAUGGGAGCCAGAUGACGAUCCCUGGUAUGAACACGUGAAACGCUCCCCUAACUGUGAAUUCUUGAACAUGAAGAAAGACUUCACCGAGCUAACUGUGGCUGAAUUCUUUCACAUGGAGAAGGAGAGGCUAAAGGUCUACCUUAGAAAGGUUUGUCACAAGAAGAUGGCAUAUUUGCGGGAUGAGAUAGACCAUACGCUUGAGAGUCUUAAAUCUCACUGGACUCAAUACGAGUAAAAUCAAAAUGUCCUGUCUAUGUUGUUGUUGUUUUUUUGUUGUUUGUUAUUGCUAGCAAGAGCCUGUAGUCUUGACUCAAUAGUUCGAUGUAAUGGUAAUUUAAAAUAUCAAUAAAGUUUGAGGAUUAUUGCA